AUGUAUGUAUGCUUAUCUUUCGAUUAGCUGCCGUGCAGGAUGCUUGUCAGGGUGAGGCUGACUAAGGUGCUUUUUCAACAUUACAACAGCCCGUAUGAAACACGGAACCUUCCUUGUGUACGCCCGUGGUGUGUCAUCAGAGACGCCGGGCUUAAUAUAAUCACAGUGAAGAGAGCGCCAAGCAAACGUCAAACGCUAUUCUUCCUGGAGCAGGUCGGCCACGGGGGAGCACUGUUCAGGCGGCCUGAGCGGUGUACGAGCGCGUCGUCGCCUCCCUGGAUACCAGCGACGCGCACAAACCGUCGAAGAAGCCUCGGGGGAGUCUGGCCACCGACCGACCGACGCUCCGGUGCAGGGCGGUACCACAAAGCGGCCCGAGACGGCUACCUGGACCUGUUAAAGGAGGCCACCCGCAAGGACCUCAACGCGCCGGACGAGGAUGGCAUGACACCGACGCUAUGGGCGGCCUAUCACGGGAACCUGGAGGCUCUCCGGCUCAUCGUGGCGAGGGGUGGGAACCCUGACAAGUGUGACAUAUGGGGCAACACGCCACUCCACCUCGCCGCUGCCAAUGGUCACCACAACUGCCUUUUCUUCCUGGUGUCAUUUGGUGCCAACAUAUGGUGCCUGGAUAAUGACUACCACACGCCGCUUGACAUGGCGGCCACCAAGAGUCAUAUGGACUGCGUCCGCUACCUGGACUCCAUCGCCUCCAAGCAAAUGGGGCUCAACCCCAAACUGGUGAACAAGCUGAAAGAGAGGGCGUUUCGAGACGCCGAGAGGCGCAUCAAGGAGUGCGCCAAGAUGCAAAAGAAGCACCACGAGCGCAUGGAGAAGAAGUACCAUAAGGAGGUGCCCGAGGCAUCCGUGUCAGAUGUCAUGAGUUUUUCCAGUUACAGCAGCGGCUCUGUCAGCCACAAGGUGCACGACUUCAACGCAGCCGCCGUCAGUGUGCCAUAUUCACAGGCUACUCUUCAAGCCACAAACCGCGGGAAGACAAAGAUCCAGAAGAAGCUGGAGAAAAAGAAACAAGGAGAUGGGACCUUCAAGAUCUAUGAGGAUGGGAGGAAGAGCGUGCGCUCCCUCUCUGGACUCCAACUGGGCAAUGACGUCAUGUUCCUCAAACCCGGAACAUAUGUCAAUCCGAAGGAAUAUGGCCGCCGCAACAUCCGUGAAAUGUUCCCCAGAGACCACAACGACGACGCCAUUUCACGUGCCAUCAGCGAACCGGACCUCCACGGGACCAACGCUGAUCACUCGGAGGUCAGCACAGACUCGGGACACGAUUCCCUGUUCAACCGGCCCGGUCUGGGCACCAUGGUCUUCAGGAGGAACUACGUGAGUGGGGGGAUGUUUGACCUGGGCGAUCCAGACGCAGCUGACGGCUCGGGUAACACGGUGCAUCUGCGCAGCAGACUGCACCCUCACCGCAGCCUGGAUGAAGACAGCAUCGGAAGUGCUCGCAGCCUACAGGAGAGGAACCUGGACGAGCUUCCUUGGGAGGAGGUGGAAUUGGGGCUGAACGAUGACGACGAGGCCCUCACCAGCCCUCUGGAGGUCUUUUUGGCCACGCAGAGCAUGAGCGAGUUCUUCUCCAUCUUUAGGAGGGAGAAGAUCGACCUCCAAGCACUGCUGCUCUGCUCUGACCAUGAUCUCAAGAGCAUCCACAUCCCAUUAGGACCCAGGAAAAAGAUCUUAGAUGCCUGUCAGAGACGUCUUGAGACCAUAGAGGACCCGGAGUGCAUUGAAGACACUGAACUGUAA
Messenger RNA from Hippocampus comes (tiger tail seahorse), 1764 nucleotides. It is a transcript of the gene ush1ga, whose product is annotated as Usher syndrome 1Ga (autosomal recessive). Gene Ontology annotation, molecular function: protein binding. NCBI's taxonomy places the organism in Eukaryota, Metazoa, Chordata, Actinopteri, Syngnathiformes, Syngnathidae. The transcript is spliced from 5 exons. The record is from RefSeq and is a predicted model, not a curated record. The coding region runs from base 40 to 1764 and encodes 574 amino acids. Gene Ontology annotation, biological process: equilibrioception; sensory perception of light stimulus; sensory perception of sound.